Letharia columbiana is the source of this 1581-nucleotide messenger RNA. RefSeq lists its product as uncharacterized. Gene Ontology annotation, cellular component: RNA polymerase I core factor complex; RNA polymerase transcription factor SL1 complex. NCBI's taxonomy places the organism in Eukaryota, Fungi, Ascomycota, Lecanoromycetes, Lecanorales, Parmeliaceae. The transcript has 6 exons. The record is from RefSeq and is a predicted model, not a curated record. Bases 1 to 1581 code for a protein of 526 amino acids. Gene Ontology annotation, biological process: RNA polymerase I preinitiation complex assembly; nucleolar large rRNA transcription by RNA polymerase I. Gene Ontology annotation, molecular function: RNA polymerase I core promoter sequence-specific DNA binding.
AUGCCUAAAAAGUUGGAAUACACGAAGGGUCAAAGGUGCGGCAAGGAGGAUAAUUGCAGAUCAACGCUGUACUACGAAGAAAAUAGCUUCCAGUACUGCAAGAGGGGGCAUCUGCAGGAGGGAAUACCAACGCAGCAAGAUGAGGAUGACUUUGGCACCCAGGGUAGAAAGACCCGCGUCAGAAGGGAAACAAAAGAAAAGGUCUCCCAAAUUUACAGAGGCGCCACUGCUACAGAGCUCUACCUUCAAUCCUAUCAGCUCAUCCUCUGGAAACAAUGCUACGCCUUGGUCCACACCACUGGCCUCCCAGCAGAGCUCGAGACCGUGGUCAAAGACUUAUGGGCGUUGCGGUUGCAGUUGCUGAAAAGCAAGACUGAUGCUACCUCAGACGAGGACACGAUGUUUAGCUCACAGCCGCAGAGCGAGACGGAGACAGAAGAUAAGCAUGAGGGUGUUGGGAGAAAGUGGAAGGUUAGGGGGAAAAUUAUGCCCAGCUUGAUUGAGACGCUGGGACUCUGCUAUCUGGGAACGAUCCUGCUGCGAUUGCCUGUUAGUAUUGGGGAGAUGCAUCGGUGGGCUGUCAGAGAGGACAUUCCUUUCAUAAGGGCCUCUCCGCUCGAGCUAGAUCAGCUACGCAAGACGAUCCAUAAUCUCUCUCUUUUCUACACACACCAUUUCGCGCUCGUCUUCCCUCCACUCAACGCUCCUCUUUUACUCUACAAGCAGAUACGCAAUCUCUCCUUACCAAUCACGCUCCACCUCAAAACGCUCGAGAUUUCUCGACUACUAUUAAUAACGUUCGCCUUUCCAUUGCCUAGCUUUCGGCAGCAGAUCUCUUCCUUGCCCGAAAUUCAGCUGAUAUGUCUGCUGAUAAUAACGGUGAAGCUCUAUCACCCAUUUGACGGCUUUACCCGCCAUGUGCGCUCUCUUGCAGACUCGGCUGUAUUGACAAUUGACUGGGCAACAUGGGUCGACGUUCAAAGCUCUCACAAACUCCAUGCUACCGGCGAGGCUCACGUGGAACGUGGAAGCGAGAUAAAUGUCACGGAAAGGGAUGUCAUGAAUAUGACGGGGGAACAGUUGGACGAUUACAUGGAUUGGUACGAACGCACCUAUGUCGACGAGUCCCGUGUGGAGGAAAAAGCUCGUGGCCUUCCAAAGCAGCUCCUCGACAUGUUUCCAAUAUGUCGUACAGAUGGUUCCAGCCCUACGCCAUACAAUUACGAUCAGAUGGCUGUCAAGGAGCAGGAGACCAUCGACAAGAGGCUCAAUGUGGUGAUGGGCAAGCUGCGUUUGCGUAAUGUAGUCCCUGACAACCCUGAAGAUUCCGCUGGGGUUCAUGGGGACUCGACUCGAAUCGGAAGCUUCUACAAGAGAUACAGGAAAGUUGAGGAUUUAACGCCGCACGCCAAAGCUUUCCAUGAAGCAGUUGCUGAAGCGAUCGGUGUCAGGCUUGAAAGCCUCAUUCUAGCGGUGGGACAGGUGGAGCGAAGCUUGGUGAAGUGGAGAGAGGCAAAGGUGAAGGCAGACAAAGAGGAAGGUGAUGCGCUCAUGGAGAAUACAAGCGACAACAACGCUUGA